Vanessa tameamea is the source of this 3468-nucleotide messenger RNA. RefSeq lists its product as uncharacterized. Gene Ontology annotation, biological process: RNA polymerase I preinitiation complex assembly; nucleolar large rRNA transcription by RNA polymerase I. The transcript has 3 exons. Gene Ontology annotation, molecular function: RNA polymerase I core promoter sequence-specific DNA binding. NCBI's taxonomy places the organism in Eukaryota, Metazoa, Arthropoda, Insecta, Lepidoptera, Nymphalidae. The record is from RefSeq and is a predicted model, not a curated record. Gene Ontology annotation, cellular component: RNA polymerase I core factor complex; RNA polymerase transcription factor SL1 complex. The coding region runs from base 283 to 3345 and encodes 1020 amino acids.
UAUAGUAACUUACGUUUUUAAACAUGAAGUAGUUAAGAUAUAAACUUUAUUAUAAUAUAUACAUUAAUGGUUUGAAAAACAAUUGAUUAAAAAGGAAAAUUGUAAUAUUUAAAAAAUAACGUAACAUAUUUAUUGAAUUAUGUUUUUUACUUUAUUUAAUGUUUUUAUACAAAUGUCAAAUCUCAGCUGAGUUGCAGCAUGUUAUUCACGUGUUUUUUAAAUUGUGAUAAAUACCAAUAAUCAUAAAUAUAAGUAAUUAUAAACUAACUUUUAACUUUCAUAAUGACGUCAAAUUCUUGUAAAGUUUGUGAUGGGACAGAUAUGAAUCUCGUUGAUGGCUUCUACUACUGCGUUGAGUGUGGCACUCAAGAUGUUAAUGUAAGAGAAACUGUUGUGGAGCAAACAGUGCUAGCUGAUGGUACCUUCGCACAUACCACAGCUAAGAAGUUUACUACAGUCUCGCAAGAGAAACAAAUAAAUGAAAUGAGUCCAGAAUGGAACAAGUGGCAUGCUUACAACUUCAUCUUAGCCGGGUUGACAGAGGAAUUGUUGAACUUGGGAGCUGAACCAAGCGUGAAGACGGCCAUAUUAUGGAUUUGGACAAAAUACAUUAAAAUGUUUCAAGUGAACGAAGUUGACAAAAACAAAAGUCAACUUGAUAAUGAAAGUUUCAAUGAAACAAUACAUUCUGAUGGAGAAGAGAAAGUUGAUGAUGCAAAUACAGAUGACUCUGAUAAUGAAAACGACAAAUCUUCAAUGUCCACAACUUCACGCAAUAAAAAAAAUAAAACAGACAAAUUUCGACGUGACAUUAAAAUCGUGACGAAAGGAACAUUACUAACAUUAAUAUAUUUAGCAUUAAAUUUAGAUAGAAGUGAGAUCCAGCUAUCUCAUCUGCUUAGGUUCAUAAAAGAGGGUAGGUUGAGCUUGUAUAAUUGUACAAAAUAUGUGCCAGACGAAAUAAACACGAAAUCUAUUCCACAUUGGAAGAACUUUAUCCUUUGUCAAAAUGAUUAUACUCCAAAGAUUAUUCGUACAUUAGCAAUGACAUUCUUCAAACGUCUCGAUCUAGGUGUCCCUCUCGUACCAGAUUUAAAUAAAAUGAUUGGUAACUAUGUUAAGGAAUUAUGUUUACCGUGCGAAUUUAAAACUUUAGUAAUAUCACUAAUGAAUCUCAUGCCAUGUGACUUUUUAAAACUGGAUACUCGGGCUAAGCAAACCCUAGUACGCAUACCAGAUUACGAAGGUGUUUGUAUGUCUUAUAUCCUAAUAGCUCUGAAAUUGUGCUUCGGUUUGGAUGCUCAAUAUGAAUUAAAAAUAUCAGAUCAAGUUGAUAGAAUCAAUUAUGAAAAGAAUUAUUCAAAGUCUUACAAACUCGGCUCAUAUUCAGACUCAACAGAAAGAUUGUUCUCAUUUCAAGAUUGGUAUCAGUUUUUAUUGUUUAGAAAAACAAUAUUGUGUAAAUAUUACUUACCGAUGGCAAGAUUAUACAAACUGCCAGUUGAUGAUUGUGUAUUAAUGGAACAUUUGAAUGAAAGGAAAACAAGGACGAUAAAGCUAAGUGAUAAUGUGACAAUGGACAUCAUAAAUAAGAUCACAGUCGAGAAAACUGUUUCGGCUAUUCCUAAAAAGGAAUUCCCCGCUACUCUAACUCCUAUGUCUACAUAUACGGAAAUUAUAUUACAAUAUUUACAAGAUCCGGACUUAAGAUUACUUCUCAGUGAAGACUUCACUCAAUAUUCUCUCAAAUAUGCCAUAAUUGAUUUAAAAUUUCCUGAAGAAUAUGACGAUGUAGAUAACAUGAUUCAGGGUGUUAGUGAAAUAAAUAAAUGUAUAAACCCUUUUAUAAUUGGAACCCUAAAAUCAUCCAAAGGGAACACUACAAUGGUAUUUGUUAGGAAUUGUGAAAAUAAACAUUGGCUGAAAACUAAACCACCUACAUCUGAUCAUGUUACAAAAGAAAUUGAAAAUAAAAUUAGCAGUGAUAAAGAAAGUGAUCAUGGAUACGAUUCUAAUAUAGAAUCCACACCCGUUGAAAGUGAUGACACAAUGAGUGAUGACUCAAAAGAAAAUAUUAAGAUGAAAGAAGAAAAGGACUUUGAACCGAUAGACGAAGAAGAUGAUGGAGUAUGUAUAUUUGAUGAUGAUUUUAGAGACAUGGAUAAUUUUCAUAAAGAAAAAAAGGACAAUACAUUCGAAGAUUCGAAAAACACUGCCGAAUUUCAAAAUGAUUUUCAAGAUACUAAACUAGACUUUAACAACAGAUUAAGUGAAUCAGGUUCUAUGAACUCAGAAGACAAUUAUAAUCCAAAUACAUUCGACAGGAAUUCGACUAUAGAAACAUUAAUAGAAAUGGCCUGCAGAAAAUAUAAAAUACCACGGCCAAAGGAAAAACUGGCAAGGAAGCGAAAGAACAACUAUGAAAACCAAGAGGCUGGUGAAACUAAAAAUAAAAGAAAAAAAAUUGACGGACCAACGGCUCAAAGUGAAUCGAUGGGUUCCGUUAAAGAAAUAAUGGUAGGGUACUAUAAAAGCUUAGAAAGUGACUUAUUAGAAAAAGUACCAGAGCAUCAGCAAUCUGUCAUACAUAAUCAGGAAUUCGUAAAUAAUGAAACUUUUGAAAAUGAUCACUGUGAUUUUGAAGAUACUAAAAUGGAAACUUGCAUUAGUAAAAUAGAAGAUAACUAUUUCAAUGACCAAAAAUGCUAUGAUAUAAAUUCAUCAGUUAUAAGUAGCAUUCAUCCAAAUACUACAAUAAAUAAUACAAUAUCAGAUCUCGAAGACGAAACUACAGAAGAUGUAAUUACAAAAACGAUAAGUAAUCCCAAAUUCGACGAUUCCACUCACGAUGUUGAACAAUUAUACUUGAAAUUGAAUGAAGACAUAGAAUUUAAUUGUAAUAUCAACUUUGAGGCAGAUUUAGAACUUGACAAGAUAAUUGAUAAGACAAUAGAGAACUAUCCAAACAUUGAAUCUGAGCAAAAUAAAAUUGAACUUAUAAACAGUGAUAGUGAUUCUGAAGAUGAUAUUCCUUUAAGUGAAAUUGCAAAUGAAAAAUUAUCAUGUAUGGCAAAAAAUAGUAGAAUGCAUAUUAAGCGUGAAAAUCUUGUUAGUAACCUGGAUAUAGAAAAGUUCAAUUACUGGAUGAGACAUUACAAGUCACGAGCCGUUACCCGUAGCCUGGAUAUGAGUGAAAAAUUUGAUAUUGAAAUUAUGGAAAACUGUCCAAAAAGUUUUGUCUUUGUGAUACGCGAAUGCGCUGCGAUUUUAGAUUGUACGACAUUUAUUCUUUAUAAAUGCAUGCAGAAUUUAGAAGAAACAUUAUUAAGAUACUCUGAUUCAUAGACCACCUUGUGUUAUAUUAUUACUUCUCUACAGACAUGCUGUCCGUGCCUUUGUUAUUUUAAAAUUAUUAUUUUAUUGCCGUUGCCUGUUAAAUGUUAAGUCCAGGGUCUUAGACUGGGUCUU